AUGUAUGCAGACCAGAUCUCCACCGGCCGCAAGCGCUCCAUCCAUGACCGCCUUGACGCCGACCUCCCCUCCGACCGCGGCGGCGCGGACGCCGCCGGCCGGGCUCGUAACGCGCUGUCCAAGAGGCAACGACAAACUGAUGAUAAAUGGAAGCAUGAUCUUUACCGGGAUGAUGAAUCAGCUUCAAGAUCAGUUGAUCCACGGGAUUUGCGAUUCAAGCUUCAGAAGAAAAGCUCUCAGCAAGGGUUUGCUGGCCAAAAGGGUUCCGGGGUACGUGAUCUACGUGAGAUGUUAUCUGGAACAAUGCACGCACAACCAUCAAAUGUUGACCCUCAAAAGAGGAAACCGGUGUCAGAGGUUGUGAAAGUCACAAGGCGUGAAAUUGUUGAUGAAAGGCCUGUACGCCUAAGUAAGAAAGUAUCAAAACCAUCAACAUCCAAGAAGACUUCUCAGCCAAAGCAUUUCCCUUGGAUCACUUAUGCCGACCUUGAUAGAAUUUUGAGAAAUCCCAUUAGCCACUGUCAUGCUGAAAGUCCACUCGACAGUUUUCUGAAAUCACUUGGACUUGAGAAGUAUUCUAUUACCUUCCAGGCGGAGGAGGUUGACAUGGCGGCCCUACGUCACAUGACUGAAAGUGAUCUCAAGGCGUUGGGCAUCCCGAUGUGGAUAUGCCGUCUGCUUCAUCCCGGAAGUGUCUCUGCGUUGCCCUGCCAAUCUGCCGCAAAGAUAGGCAGAUGGGAGCUCCUGGAUGAUUGUUCGUUCAAUCUUAUUUUUAGGGAAUGCCAUCAUGGCUGCUUUAUUGAAUUGCUAAAGAGCUUCUAUUACUUGGGGGACCCUGAUUCUGGUGAGUCUGCUGUCUCCUUAGCCACCACAUGUUACAUCAAUGCCCUCCUUAAGACCAACAGAAGGUAA
Molecule: messenger RNA, 912 nt
Organism: Triticum turgidum subsp. durum (durum wheat)
Lineage: Eukaryota; Viridiplantae; Streptophyta; Magnoliopsida; Poales; Poaceae
Source: the annotation of a GenBank genome assembly